AUGGACGGAAUGAAAGAGCCCAAGCCCCAGUGUGGCGCUAAGAAGGGUGGUCAAUCGGCUGAGUAUGAUGUUGGCCUUCACGUUGCUGGUCUUUUUUUGGUCCUGGCCUUUUCCAUCUUUGGCGCUGGCUUCCCAGUUGUGGCCAAGAAGGUCAAGUGGAUGAAGGUUCCUCCCAAGGUCUUCUUCGCAUGCAAGCAUUUCGGUACAGGCGUGCUCAUCGCGACGGCGUUUGUGCAUCUGCUUCCCACCGCCUUCGGCAAUCUCAUGAACCCGUGCCUCCCGGAUCUCUUCACCGACGACUACCCACCUCUUCCAGGUGCCAUCAUGAUGGGAUCCAUGUUCAUUCUGUUCAGUAUCGAGAUGUGGAUCAAUGCCAAGAUUGGCGGCCAUUCCCACGGAGGACCUACUGGUGAUGUGAUGCACGACCACGGUCACGGAGCCGUCCAGCCUGCCCGGCCUCCUCGUUAUGGCCGCAACAGCUUCGAUGCCGAGGCAGACAGCAUUGACUUUGAGAAGCGAGUCGCACAGCGCGCGUACGACGACGAGAAGUCACGCUUCCCCGCGCCUUACUCGGAGACUGUGUAUGGAGCGCCACCACCCGCCAACACCAACUUGUCCGACUCUGACAUGCCGCCUUGGUUCGUCGUUUUCUACGAGCAGUAUGUGCGCCAGCGUAUGGAGAUGAUGAACAUGAUCCGAACCACCCAGGAGAAGCAGACGUCGUCGCAGGUUGCUGUUACGGAGGUCAAGCAGGAAGAUCCGUUUUAUGAUGCCGAGGGUCAACAGGUUGACCCCGCUGUGUAUCGCAAGAUGUCUCUCAACAUUACCAUGCUUGAAGGUGGUAUCCUGUUCCACUCAGUGUUUGUCGGCAUGACCAUCUCCAUCACUAUUGAUGGUUUCAUCAUUCUGCUCGUCGCUAUCCUGUUCCACCAAAUGUUUGAGGGUCUUGGUCUUGGUUCCCGUAUUGCCGCUGUGCCGUACCCCAAGGGCAGCAUUCGUCCCUGGGUGUUAGUCGUCGCUUUUGGCACCACAGCCCCCAUCGGACAGGCCAUCGGACUUCUCACCCGCAGCAGUUACGAUCCCGACAGUGCGUUCGGUCUCAUCAUCGUCGGUGUAUUCAACGCCAUAUCCUCUGGCCUGCUGCUCUACGCUGCUCUCGUCGAUCUUUUGGCCGAAGAUUUCCUCUCAGAGGAGGCUAACCGCCUUCUUUCCAACAAGCAAAAGAUUACUGCCUUUUGCUACGUUCUCGCCGGAGCUGCGGGCAUGUCAAUUGUCGGUAUCUUCGCCUAA
Molecule: messenger RNA, 1290 nt
Organism: Colletotrichum abscissum
Lineage: Eukaryota; Fungi; Ascomycota; Sordariomycetes; Glomerellales; Glomerellaceae
Product: ZIP Zinc transporter
Exons: 6
Coding region: 1-1290 (429 amino acids)
Biological process (GO): zinc ion transmembrane transport
Cellular component (GO): plasma membrane
Molecular function (GO): zinc ion transmembrane transporter activity
Source: RefSeq, a predicted model, not a curated record